Molecule: messenger RNA, 977 nt
Organism: Daldinia caldariorum
Lineage: Eukaryota; Fungi; Ascomycota; Sordariomycetes; Xylariales; Hypoxylaceae
Product: ClpP/crotonase
Exons: 2
Coding region: 84-920 (278 amino acids)
Biological process (GO): fatty acid beta-oxidation
Cellular component (GO): peroxisomal matrix
Source: RefSeq, a predicted model, not a curated record
UACCUGCCUAGUUAGGGAUACAUAUCUACAGACUAUCAACAGCGUAAGAAGACGCGGGAGAGAGACAAGACCGUAACCAAGCCAUGGCCGACGUAAUCAAGAUCCAAUACUCCGGCCGCAUUGCCACCAUCACCAUCGACAAUGAAAAGAAGCUCAACGCCCUCGACUUCCACGGCUACUACGCUCUAGACCAGGCUUUGCGUGAGAUUGCCGCCCGCGACGAUAUAUACAUCACCGUCUUGACCGGCAAGGGACGGUACUUUUCCGCCGGCGCCGACGUCUCCGUCACCUCCAGCACAUCGGACUCUUCCAAGUCCUCCCCCACCCCCACCCCCUCCGACGCCCGGGAGCGCUGGCUGCGCAGCUUCGUAGCCAACAACCUCAGCCUCACGCGCGCGCUAUACACGCACCCGAAGAUCCUCGUGGCGGCGCUCAACGGCCCCGCGGUGGGCCUCUCGGCGGCGCUCACCGCGCACGCGGACUUCGUGUACUGCGCGCCGCACACCUUCCUGCUGAUGCCCUUCUCGUCGCUGGGGCUCGUGGCCGAGGGCGGCGCCUCGCACGCCGUGGUGCGCCGCCUGGGCGUCAGCAAGGCCAACGAGGCCCUGCUCCAGUCCCGGCGCGUCUCGUGCGAGGACCUCGUGCGCACCGGCUACGCGAACAAGGUGUUCGAGUGCGCCCCCGGCGACAGCGACGGCUUCCUGCGCCAGGUCAUGCGGGAGAUCGACGACACCAUGGGCCCCCAUCUGAACAGCGACAGCCUGCUGGGCAUCAAGGCGCUCGUGCAGAAGCCGCAUCGGGACGUCCUCGAGAGGCAGAACGUCGCCGAGGUUUUCGCCGGCUUGGACAGGUUUGUCAGCGGCGUGCCCCAGGAGGAAUUUGAGAAGAUUACGUCGGGCAAGAAGAGGCAUAAAUUAUGAGGAGACAAGGUAUAUAUUAGGUUUUAAAUCUUUCCUCUUUUUUUCUCUUUUCUGUAA